This is a messenger RNA of Scheffersomyces coipomensis, 8016 nucleotides long. It is a transcript of the gene IRA2, whose product is annotated as Ras GTPase activating protein. The transcript is spliced from 2 exons. NCBI's taxonomy places the organism in Eukaryota, Fungi, Ascomycota, Pichiomycetes, Serinales, Debaryomycetaceae. The coding region runs from base 1 to 8016 and encodes 2671 amino acids. The record is from RefSeq and is a predicted model, not a curated record. Gene Ontology annotation, biological process: regulation of GTPase activity.
AUGGAAGAUAGUAAUAUUGAUAAUAGAAGAGCAUUUAUAGAAACUCUCAUAACAAGAGUACAAUCCCUAUUACCUAAUAGAACCGGUCAUCCCUUAACUGAAGUGGAAUUAAAUCCUCAAUUCAUUGUUGCCAAAAAAAUCUUACUUGAAAAUCAAACUAAACAUGAAUCAAUUGUUACAUUUAUAAUUCUUACCUUUGUGAAUCAUUUAAUUGCUAUUAAUGAUGAAGCAAAUGGUGUGAAAUUAAAGGAUCGAGAUGAAAAAUCAGUGGCUUCAACUUUAAUCAUUGUUAAAUUAUUAUCAGAGAUUUUGAAAUCAAAUUGGAAUCGUGAAAAAACUUUAUAUAAUUAUGAUCAUAAUGAUUUAGUUUCUAAUUAUUCUCGAUUUUAUUAUUAUGAACCUCCAUCUCCGAUAGAUCCAGCCAUUAUAAAUCAUUUAUUAAGUACAUUUAUGAAUCUUUUAUCAUUAGGUGUUGUUAAAAGAGUAUUGGCCAUUGUAAAACCAGAUUUAGAAGAGUCCAAAGAUGAUAGUUCAAAUCCAUCAAGUUCAUUAUCAAAUAAUAGUCCAUUAAGUCAACAAUUAAAUCAACAAUCUAUAGAUACAGAAUUAAUUAAUAAUCAUAUUGAUGAAAUAGAUAAUCAUAUAGAAGUCAUAUUACGAUAUAUUGCAUCUGCUAAUCCAGAUCAUUAUUAUGAGUUCAUUCAUGCUAAGAUCUUUAAAUACAGUACCAAUGAUGAAUUUAUACCUAUCCCAAUCUUACAAAAGUAUUCACCUAUGAUUAAAUUUAUGUUCUUUUCUCAUGAAAAUAGUGAAAGAAUAGCUGCUGAUAUUAUUAAAGCGUUACCAUUUAUAAAGUCCAUCAGUUGGAAACAAAUUUUUUAUGUAUUCUUAUCAACCAGUAUCAAAGAUCAAACGUUUUCAAGAAGUCAAGAUUAUACUUCCAUUAUAACUUUAUCAAAUCCAGAAUUUUUAAAAGUGGUACAAAAUUUAUUCGAUCAUGCAUCUUCUGUGUUUGAUGAUAAUAUAACUUCAUUAGCAUGUACUGCAUUUACUUUAACUUGGUUAGUGAUUUUAUGUCUUGAUGAUUUCGUUGAAUUGGAAGCUGAUAAACCUUUAAAUAAAUUAAAAAUAACUUUCAAUAAAAGAUUGAAGUUCUUAGUAUCGGUAUUAAAAGAUACUUCAAUGUCAACCAAUUUGGAAAGUUUUGAUUCAUUAAUUAAUAUGUAUCAUUUGGCAGCAAGAUUGAAAACUUCAGGAUAUACUGAUCACCCAGUAUAUAAGUUUGGGUUGAGAUAUCUUGAAACAACUCAUAUCAACCUUGUUAAAUAUGGUCAAAGUCACGCAGCACAAUUAUCUAGUGACGAAGCAUUAUUUACAAAGUAUGAUUAUUUGGUAGUAAAUUAUUAUAUUGCUGCUAGUAUGUUAAAACCUGAUAAAUUCAACAAUAUAAUCUUUCAAAACUAUCAAUCACAUCAAGAUAAUAUAAGAGAAGUUAGGAUUUUGGUUAAGAUUUUAAAAGGAUUAUCUGAAUUGGAGAAAGCUAAGGACUUAUUUCAUGAUAUCAUGUUAAAAUUAGCAAUUCCUUUAAGAAUCACGAUUUUUGGGUCGAUUAAAAUAUUAAAGCAAUAUGAUUAUGAAAGAAAUCAACAUAAUCCUCUCUUAUCAUCAUCAUCUUCGGCUGCAUCUUUAUAUUCCGAUAUUUUGAGUGUGGAAAGUGGUCAAUUAUUUAGCUUCCCUUCAGAAUUCCCCUUAACUAAAAAGACCAGUUUGGAUCAUUAUCUUCAAGAUAUAUCACCUUCUUCAACAUCAAUUAGUAAUACUAUUGAUUCUCAAAUCGAUGAUUCAUUCAAUGCUCCAUCCAACAAUAAUAAUAAUAGUUCUGUAAAUCCAGUAUCACAUCAUAGUCAUCUUCAUAAUCACCAAGCAUCUAAUUCAUCAUCUAAUUCAACCACCACUCAUUCAUUAUCAAGACAUCGACUUAAGUUGGUGGCUACUACACAAGAGAUUUUGGCAGAUGCCUUCCAUGUAUUUACAGCUGCUCCUGAAUUAUAUUUCAAUGAAGCAGAAUUAAUGAAUGAUUUUAAUUUACAAUCGAGAAAUUAUGAUGAAUUAAUUCAAAAAAUAUUACAAUUUUGUCAAGAGGCUUGCAUUCCAUUCAAAGUUGCGUUCCGUAGUAAACAGGAUGAUUCUAAAUUAUUUGAUGCUGGAUGUUUAUUAGCUAUGAUUUUAGUUGAUGAAAAUACUUUGAUUGUCAAGAAUCAUACUACCUUAUCAACAUUUGCUAAUUAUACUAUUUCUAAUUAUAUUAUUCAAACCAUUUGUGAAUCCUGUUUACUGUUGUCAUUGAUUGAUUCGAAAUUCAAAGCAUGUUUCCUUUUCAUAAAUGAUUUCUUACAACGUCGUGAUGUCUUUUCCCCAAUUAUUUUAUCAAAUAAAAUCAUUACCGAUCCUGCUACCAGUAAAUACUUUGAAGUUGGAGGUGGAGUGAUUCAUUCAAUUGAAAAGAUUUUAUUACUUUCAUUAUGUACUCAUGAUAUUCAAUUUUAUAAUAUUGCAAAGACUACUAUGAGAUGGUAUUGUAAUGAAAUUAAUAACCAAUCUCAAAUUUAUAAAAACAAUGGUCAAGAAAUAGAUGAGAAUUUAUUAGAGACUUUUGAAAGAAUCAUUAAUGAUGACUCAGUAUUCACUGGAUUUGUAUCUUUACAUAAAAGAUUCAGAAGUAUUUUACGUGAUGCUAAACCAACAAAAUCAUUAUACCAAGUUUGGUUAGUCAUAUAUAAUCGUUGGUUGGAAUUAUUAGAUAAUAAGGAUGAAAGUUUGGUUUUCAAACACUACACUGGAUUCUUAGUCUCAACUUCUGGUUGUUUCCUUUCUACACAAUUUUCCAAUAAUGAUCCGGUUCAAAAAGAAAAAUCACUUAAUUACAUCAGUGAAUUCUUUGAUAAAUGUAUUGGAUUAUUAACCUUCCAUGACUUAGGAAUAAGAUUGGUUGUGACUGAUGCCUUAUCAAAUGAAUCUCAUUCUGACGUUUAUCAUUUGAUCUCAUCCAAAUUAAUGCAUGUUGCUAAUGGUUAUGCUGAAAAGAAAAUCAUUAAUGAUGAAUCUGUGCUUUACAUAGAACAAGCAUUAGUUAUAAUAACCAAUAUGAUGACCAUUAAGAAUGAUGGGGCUUUCUUAUUGGCUUCGUUAUUACCUAAUAUUUGUCAAUUUUUUAUUAAAUUCAUUAAUUUAUUAGAUGAUUUAAAGGAUAUGUUACGAUUAAAAUUGAAAUUUUGUCGUUUGGGUAUAACAUUAGAAACUGAACGUGAAAGAGUUGGGUUAAGAGGGGCAUUUAAAUUAAGAAAUAUUUAUGCCAAGGCUUCAGCUGAAUGGUUAGAAGGAGCUGUAUUUUUUGAAGAAUUAAGAGAAGAAGAAGGUCUUAGCAGUGGUGUUCAUAGUGAAACUGCUCUGUCAGUUAAAUCUACCAGCAAUGAAUCAGAAAUUUAUCUUAUGGAUUUAGCAGUUUUAUCAUCAAAAUGUUUACUGUUACAAUUAGACGAGAUUGUGUUGGAAGUGCCUGAUGGUACCAAAGAUUCUGAAAUUAGAAAGUACAAAGAUUUAGCAUUUGGAAAUUAUUUUUCAUUAUUCUAUAAAAUCAUUCAAAAAUAUUCGGCCGUUAAUACUGGUUCAAACAAAUCAAAGCAUAAGAUUAAUCAAAUAAUUGAAAACAUCUUAAAGAGUGUAUCUAAUAUUUUGAAAUACGAUACUGAUAUAGGUAUGCAAUUUGUUUUACCAAUGGGUUAUCAUCCUAAUAAGAAGAUAAGAUCAAUAUUUUUGAGUGUAUUUUCUUAUAUGCUUGCCUCUAGAAAGAGUAAAAAGUCAAAGGAAGAAUAUCCUGAUCAUAUUAUUCAAAAGCUAUCUGAGAUAACUGAAAUAUAUGGUGCCGUGGCUGAAGUUGCUUCACUGACUGAACAUAGUUUAUUCUCAUCUUCAUUGUUUGGUAUAUUUGGGUAUACGAAAAAAUUGGAUGACUUGUUUACUGUUUUAUUAAAUGAGGAAUUUAGUAACGUUACUCGUUCGUCCGAUAUAUUCAGAAGUAAUUCGACAUUAACAAGAUUAUUAUCUAACUUUGUUAAAGAUUAUGGUAAUGACUAUUUGUUAACUACUUUAAAACCAUUUGUUCAAGAAUUAGUGGAUAAUGAUAUUGUUUGCCAAGUUGAAAAAGCUGAUACUAGUGAAGCUGACACCAAAAUGUUUAUGAAAUACUUUAACAAAUUGGUUGAUAUAAUAACUCUGUCCAAUGACAAUAUCCCAAGCUCGUUCAAAUUUAUUUGUUCGGAGAUUUAUAAAUGCGUGGAAAAGAAAUUUACUGAUGCUGCAUUGGUAGCAGUAGGUUCAUUCUUAUUUUUAAGAUUUAUUUGUCCUGCUAUUGUCAGUCCGGAAGUGUUUUUGGAUAUCACAGUUACCAAUCCAAAGGUUCGUAAAACCUUAAUUCAAUUGACUAAAGUUUUACAAAAUAUUGCCAAUGGGUCUUUAAGUUCAUUAAAAUUACCUGGUUUAAGUUCUUGUACUGAGGAAAUCAAUUCCGCCAAUAUCAAAAUAUUCGAAUUCAUGAAAUAUGUUUCAACUCAGGAAUCAAGCGUUUAUCCGUUUGAAAGUAUCAAUAAUAAACCUGUUUCCGAAUUGAGAUAUUUGCAUAAGUUUAUUUAUACUUAUUUUAUCAAUAUCAAAGUUCAAUAUUUAACUACCACAUCCAACGUCACUAAUUUGCAUGAUAGAAUCAGAAUGUUUAAAAUAUUCGAUUGUAUUGCUCAAGAGUUGGGUUAUCCAAAGCCUUCAGUCCAAUUACAAAUCAACGCACCUAAUAAAAAUUCUGAUCCAAACAAUAUUUCAACUAAUCAGUACAAUGACUUUAUGACUAAGAUGUCAAUGACUUAUAAUGAUAAAUCAAUUGAUUCUAACAUUAUCCAUAAUUCAAUCUUUUCUGAUGGUACACCAGUUGUGGUUCUUAAUUUUAAACAAUUACAACGUCAACUUAAUUAUGAUAUGUAUUAUUUGGUUUAUAAAUUAUUUGAAACCGCUUCACAAAUAUGGGAGAACAAGUUCUACUUUGUAUUGGAUUUUACUGAAUUAGUCAUUAAAGAUGAUUUAGAUAAACUUUACGUUCAACUUGUUAGUACGUAUGCUCCAGAGCAAUUAUUCAGAAAUUGUGCUAGGAUUUAUUACUUCAAUAUUCCAAGAACCGGUUAUUUAAGAAUAACUGAUUCUAUGAAAUCAUUAAGAAAGAUCGGAGCUGAAUACGGAACAAAGAUCUAUACUUAUUCACAAGCUGAUUCUCCUGAUAUCAUCCACAGUCUUUGUUUGGAUGCCGAUUCAGUGUCAAUAGUGAGAGACACCAAGGUUGUGUUUAGUCAUGUCAAGGCAUAUGACGAAGAGAGCAAGACAUAUUCACCAGUCAAUGUUAGGAUUGGAAGAAAAUGGUUUCAAGUUUGUUCAGAAGAUCGAGUUAUUUUCAAGGGUUCUGCAUGUGUCACUGAUAGUUUUGUUCCAGUUGAAAUAUAUAGAUUAUCAGAAUUCUCGAAGUGUGAAGUUACCAAUUAUACUGGAUAUGCGGAUGAAUUCACUAUAUUUUUGAAAUUCGGUCAUAAGAUAACCUUUAGAUCUCACGAACGCCUGGAAAUUCUUAGAUUUAUUUAUUUCACAACUUCAAGAUUAACCAAAGAAAUGAAAUCAAUCGAAGACAAAACUGGUGAAAGAGAACAUAAUAUGCACUGGUUUGGAAGAUUAUAUAAUAUUGUCUUCCAAGGUUUAUUAUGUAGCGACGAUGAAGUUAGAGCUUCGGCAUCAUUAUUAUUUGGAGCCUUAUCAACUUAUUUUGAAAUUGAUUUCGGUAUUGAUUGUCAUCAUGCUAAGAGUAUUGCAUUCCCAGCCAAUACAACGCAAUUUGUGGUUUCAGUAUCAAGUCAUUUAGCUAAAAACUUACCAACUUUAUCAUACAGGUUUUUCAAGGCAUUCUUUGAUAAUUAUGAAAAAUUACCAGAAGAAAAUAAAUUGAGUUCAAUAAUUUAUGUUUCGCCCUGGAUUUCAAAUAUUUAUGAAUAUAUCUAUCUUGAAAAUGAAAACAACGGAGCUGCCAGACUUGCAGAACUUGUUAGGUUAUUUUGCAGAAUUUCUGCUCUUAAUAAAGAUUAUAUCGCAUUUUUGAAUGAUUAUAUUUGGAAAACUUUGUUUGCUGAAACAAGAUUGAUUUCUGUUUUGGUAGAUGAGGUGGUUGCAUAUGCGGUAGAUAACAAGAAUGAUGCAGACUGGUCGUUCAUUAUAGCUACCAUAAGUCCAUCAAUCGAAGUGAGUGGUGAAGUCGUUUCAAGAUUGAUUAGUUGUGUCAAUAAGGCUAAGAAAAACGAAUCUUCCAUUGUAUCACAGAGUAGAUUGUUUGAAAUCAAAGUGUUGGUCAAGAUUUGUUCAUCAUUAUUUUUCAAUUCAUUCACUUUAGCAAGAUUAUAUGUGGCGGAUAUAUUCUUUUUCUGUACUCUUUUCAUUGAUAAUGUCUACUUAGAGUUUGGUCCAGAUUUACAAAAAUUGGUUAUUAAUAUCAUUCAAUCAUUCUUACAUAAGCCAGAGUUAACACCAGAACAAGAAAAAGUAGUCGAUGAUACUAUUAACUACUUCAGUAGUCAAAGAGCUAAAAUGUUAUUUGGUAUGACAAGAGAUAUCACAUCAUCUGCUGUUGAUGUUGGUCAAAUCUAUAAUCGUGCCACAAAUUUCGAAAUCCUUUGUGAUUACUUGAAUGACUUCAUUCUUGCUAUUGGUUCUACUGAUGAUACAAAAGUAUGGAGAGCUAGAUGGUGUUCUUACACCAUUGAUGUUGCCUUUUCCAAGGAAUCUCUUUUCCAAAGUAGAGGUAUUUUGGUUUAUGGUAUUCUUGCCAAGAGUGGUAUUAAUGAUUCUACUGCUUGUAGAGGAUUAAAAUUGAUUGCAAAUGGAGAUGUUAGUACUUUAGAAUAUACUACAAGUAUUAGUAUUGCUACUGCUCGUGUAAUCCAAGGUUUGCCUGAAACAUCAAUAUUACCACCUAUUUUAGUUUGGCCACAAUUUUGCUUUGGUCUUAUGAAUUAUUCGGUAUUAUACCAACCUUCAAUUCAAUGUUUGGUAAACUGUUUAGUGAAAAUUAUCGAGGUUGGUCAAGAUUAUAUUGAUAAAGCGUUUGAACAAAGACUUUACUUAGAACCAUAUAUAAGUGAUUUUGAAAGAUCUUAUAAAUUUGAAAUCACUAAACAAAAUUUUGGGGUUCAUAUAUUUUUCGUGUUAACUCAAGGUUUAAGAAUUUCUCAUUUCAAACAUACUUCGUUGACUUGCUUAAAGCAGUACUUUUCAAUAAGAUAUAAGUAUAAAGAUAGAAAUGAGAUUGAAGGUAAAUACGUUCAAACAAAUGCUCUUGCUUAUCUUGUUUUCAUUUAUUUAAGUUCAGAUGAUUCUGAUUUCGAAGCUUUCAUUCAAGAACUUGGUAUUCAUACCGAAUACGUUACUAUUACCAAUGGACGUAUUCCAAAGAUUGUGAUUGACUUUUUUGCACAGCAAAGUGAUCCAUCCAUGGUGACUUUAAUUCAUGCUGCAUAUUUUGUCGAGUCUAAAUCUGUCGAUAGUGUUUUCAAGACAAAAUUCUUACAUGUUUAUGAUUACAUUUUCAGAAGAUACCCUGAAGUUGGUUUAUUAGUAUAUCAUAUCUUGAAACCAGCCUUAGAGCAUAGCUUUUUAACGUCGACUUCUACUGAUCUUGUGGAGACCAUAUCUAAGAUUAUGAUUUCUGUGUUUAGUUCUGAUACCUAUUCAGCAGCACAAUAUAAGGCCAAGGUUGAUGAGAUUCUUGGUAGUAGUAAGAUCACUAUAAUCAAGGAGAAUAGAAAGAUGAGAACUCCUGAAGGUUUCCAUACCGGUAAUGCGUUUGAAAACACAGUAUCAGCCGAUUUAAAGAAAUUACAAAUGAUGCUUUAUAGAAGUGCCUGUUUAUUUGUGGAAGGGUCAAGAUUAGAGGAUUGA